CACCAUCUGCCUCUUCACAAGUGCAAAUGUAUCGAAAAAUAAUUGCGUUGGUCAUGUCACUUCCACUGAUUCUGAGCCCCCAGGUUUUUGGGCUCGUGACAGACGGUUUGAUCCAUCUGAAGAAUAUUACAGGCAAGCUCAGCUUCAUUCAGAGGGAUGGAAAUGUGACCUAUCUGCGGGACAAGGAGCUGGCCACUGAAGUUCCAACCGAGACAAAGUUUGAACUGUUCGAUCCAAGGAACACUUUACGCACUGCCAGAUUCAACUAUACCUGGGACUUCGGCAACGGAGAGGUGCUGAAGGGAUCGGAGCCGUCUGUGCACUAUAACUACUCAUCCCCUGGAAACUACACUCUGCGGCUGAGAGUUGGGGCCCAAGUGAACAAAACCUCUACUCCAGUAACUGGGGUACACACCAUGGACGUUACAGUUUUGGACGCCAUCAGAAAUAUUGAGUUGAGCCCUUUGAGUUUCCAGGUUUCCAGAAACAACAGUCUGGUUGUUCAUGUGGAUGGAAGUCCUCCCAUGUGGGUCUGUUGGAGGUUCCUACAGAACUGUGUAUCAGCAACCCCUACAGGCUGCCACCUGACCAUGCUGUAUGAGAACACCAUGACACUGAACCACACCUUCACAGCUUUAGGAGUCCACUGUCUGGACAUCAGCGCCCGCAAUGACAUCAGCAAACUGCAGACCUCCUACAACAUCUUUGUGAGGAGAGAUCCCUCUUUUAACCUGCUCUUCAUCAUGAUGUGUGCUUGGAUUGUCUUGGCAAUCCUCGCCUUCAUCACUGUUAUGGCCUGUCGCCACAAGAAAGGACGCAACAGCAAUCCACAGAUGUCUAAGUCCAGUAACGCCACUUACUCCAGUAUGAACAUGGAACUGCAGCCACAACAGGACAUCCCUGAUAUCAGUAGUGAUCUCUAUGUGUCCAGGCCAAAGAACGAAGAGGUCCAACCCCUUCUACAGCACGGGACCAGAUCUGUCGCCAAAUCCUACCGCAACUAGUCUUCAUUUAUACACUUUGAUUUGAGCUUGUUAAUAGUUUGCUAUCAAUGUAUAGUUUGAGAUUAAUAUACAUUACCAGUCAAAAGUAUGGACACACCUAAUCAUUACAGGAUUUUUCUUUA
Messenger RNA from Oncorhynchus tshawytscha (Chinook salmon), 1126 nucleotides. RefSeq names its product transmembrane protein 130-like. The transcript is spliced from 8 exons. Bases 27 to 1004 code for a protein of 325 amino acids. Lineage: Eukaryota; Metazoa; Chordata; Actinopteri; Salmoniformes; Salmonidae. The record is from RefSeq and is a predicted model, not a curated record.